Molecule: messenger RNA, 1015 nt
Organism: Culicoides brevitarsis
Lineage: Eukaryota; Metazoa; Arthropoda; Insecta; Diptera; Ceratopogonidae
Product: pancreas transcription factor 1 subunit alpha-like
Exons: 4
Coding region: 253-930 (225 amino acids)
Biological process (GO): regulation of transcription by RNA polymerase II; developmental process
Molecular function (GO): DNA-binding transcription factor activity, RNA polymerase II-specific; RNA polymerase II transcription regulatory region sequence-specific DNA binding; protein dimerization activity
Source: RefSeq, a predicted model, not a curated record
UUUAAAAUUUUCAUAAUUAAACAUUCAGUGGAAAGGUGUUAUCGAUUUAAUUGAUAAAAAUUACAAAUUUCACCCGGAAAAUGGAUAAAUAAAUGGAAAAUUUUAUAUCUUCGAUUAUUGUGAAAAAACCAAUAUCGUAACGUAACUCCAACAACAAAAAUGUAUUUUUAAAUACAGUCUCUUCGAUAAAGAAGCAACAACAAAUUUUCACCUUUUUGAAGCAAGUCACGGAAGACAUUCCGCUCCGAUCCAAUGAUGUUCAACAUGGAUUCCUUCGAAUUCGAUGCGAUGAUGAGUCGUCAUCUGUUCGAACAAUCAGCAUCUACGCCGCCAGGAUAUCUCACAAAUGCAUCGUCAUCCAGCUCGGACUACUUUUUCUUCUCGGAAGACAGCGAAUCGAGUUGCGGCUACAACAGUGAUCAAGAAAAUACUCACGAUCACAAAGAGUAUUCGAACAGCAAUUCCAACUCCAACACACCGCGAAAACGCAUCAAAUCCGCAACGCAACAAAUCCAACAACGUCAGGCGGCAAAUAUGCGAGAACGGAGACGCAUGCAAAGCAUCAACGAGGCAUUCGAGGGCUUGCGAACACAUAUUCCAACGUUGCCAUACGAAAAACGUCUCAGCAAAGUCGACACGCUGAAGUUGGCGAUCAGUUACAUUCAAUUUUUGGGUGAAAUGCUGAAAAAAGACAAAAAUGGAAACGACACAGGACUAAAUGGCUUGUCGCGGAACAUCAAGAAGGAACCGCCGAAGAAAAUUCUGCUGCGAGGUUCCGGUGGCCAAUAUCUGCAUUCACUCUCGUGGCAGAGGAAAAACGAGAAAAGCCCGAAUGGUAGGUAUUUUGCGAGAAUUUGGACGCCAGAGGAACCGGGAGACAAUCAACGACAUGGAUUACCUGAUUGUUCAACAUUUUCUCCAUUAUUAUAAGAUUCAUAAAAAUUUUCUAGUCAUAAAAGAAAAAUUUAUAAAAAAAAACUUGAUUGAAUUAUUUUAAUUAAUUUUUAACCUUUUU